CGUGUUUUGUCUCUCCUCAGGAAGAAGUUUGGCCUCAGCUCGAGUCUUGGGCUAAAUCCUGGAGAACAAUUGAAAUGGCCUCUGUAAAACCAGAAAAAUCUUCUUCUUUUGUGCCAUUCACGGAUCUGCUUCUGGAGUAAUUUUCUGUGCGAGUUUGGGACCUGGAGUGGGGUAAAAAUGCCCGAGAUCAAAGUCACUCCGUUGGGCGCUGGGCAGGACGUGGGCAGGAGCUGCAUCCUGGUGUCCAUUGCUGGCAAGAACGUGAUGCUGGACUGUGGGAUGCACAUGGGCUACAACGAUGAUAGACGUUUCCCUGACUUCUCCUACAUCACCCAGAACGGAAGGCUGACAGAUUUCCUGGACUGUGUCAUCAUCAGCCACUUCCACCUGGACCACUGUGGGGCUCUGCCCUAUUUCAGUGAGAUGGUUGGCUACGAUGGCCCCAUUUACAUGACCCACCCCACCAAGGCCAUCUGCCCCAUCCUGCUGGAGGAUUACAGGAAAAUCACCGUGGACAAAAAAGGAGAAACCAACUUCUUCACCUCCCAGAUGAUCAAAGACUGCAUGAAGAAAGUGGUGGCUGUGCACCUCCACCAGACAGUGCAGGUGGAUGAGGAGCUGGAGAUCAAGGCUUACUAUGCAGGGCACGUGCUGGGAGCUGCCAUGUUCCAGAUCAGGGUUGGCUGUGAGUCUGUGGUGUACACUGUGAGUGGGGCCAGCUUGGAUUCAUUUCAUUCCCUUGCCUUCCUAUUCCAAUUCCUUUCCCUUUCCAUUUUAUUGCCAUCUCCUUCUCAUUCAUUUCCCGUUCCAUUCUACCCCAAACACCUCCUCUCCAACCCAAAAAUCCCCUCUUUUAACUGGAUUAUGGGAUGGAGUUGUGUUUGCAGAGCUGCCUGGAUCGAUAAAUGCCGCCCUGACCUGCUGAUCACAGAAUCCACCUAUGCCACCACCAUCAGGGACUCCAAACGCUGCAGGGAGAGGGAUUUCCUCAAGAAAGUGCACGAGACUGUGGAGAGGGGAGGCAAGGUUCUCAUCCCAGUUUUUGCCCUUGGACGUGCCCAGGAACUUUGUAUUUUAUUGGAAACUUUUUGGGAAAGGAUGAACCUGAAAGCUCCAAUUUACUUUUCCACGGGGCUGACAGAGAAAGCAAAUCAUUAUUACAAACUCUUCAUCACCUGGACCAACCAGAAAAUCAGGAAAACUUUUGUGCAGAGGAACAUGUUUGAGUUCAAACACAUCAAAGCUUUUGACAGAGCCUUUGCAGACAACCCAGGCCCCAUGGUGGUGUUUGCAACCCCUGGAAUGCUCCAUGCAGGACAGUCCCUCCAAAUCUUCAGGAAAUGGGCAGGGAAUGAGAAAAACAUGGUGAUCAUGCCUGGCUACUGUGUGCAGGGAACUGUGGGCCACAAGAUCCUCAGUGGACAGAGGAAGCUGGAGAUGGAAGGAAGACAAAUUCUGGAGGUGAAGAUGCAGGUGGAGUACAUGUCCUUCAGUGCCCACGCCGAUGCCAAGGGCAUCAUGCAGCUGAUCCGGCAGGCAGAGCCCAGGAACGUGCUGCUGGUGCACGGGGAGGCCAAGAAAAUGGAAUUCCUCAAGCAGAAAAUCGAGCAGGAGUUCAAUGUCAGCUGCUUCAUGCCAGCCAAUGGAGAGACCACCACCAUCCUCACCAACCCCUGCAUCCCUGUGGACAUCUCCCUGGGCCUCCUCAAGAGGGAAACUGCCAUAGGUCCUGCUCCAGAUGCCAAGAAGCCAAAGCUGAUGCACGGUUCCUUGCUCAUGAAGGACAACAGUUUCAGGCUGGUUUCCCCUGAGCAGGCUCUGAAGGAGCUGGGGCUGGCAGAGCACCAGCUGCGCUUCACCUGCCGCGUUCACAUCCAGGACCCGCGCAAGGAGCACGAGACGGGGCUCAGGGUCUACAACCACCUCAAGGGGAUCCUGAAGGAUUACUCAGUGCAGCACCUCCCUGACGGCUCCAUCACCGUGGAGUCCAUCCUGAUCCAGGCCACAGCACACUCCGAGGACCAGGGCACCAAAGUGCUGCUCGUCUCCUGGACAUACCAGGAUGAAGAGCUUGGCAGUUAUCUCACCUCCCUGCUGAAGAAGGGGCUGCCCCAGGGCACCCCCUGAGAGCAGAGCCCAGCCCAGAGUCAGGUUUUAUUUUGGUUUUAUUUUGGUUUUAUUUUGUUUACAUUGUCAAUGCUUUUUUUCUGCUCGGUUUUAAUAAAAAAUUUCCAGUAUUUGUCCAAUUCCUGCAGCAAAAAACUUUCCCCUUGGAAAAUCCUGUCCAGGAAGUCAAGAGCCUGUUUGGAAACAGAGCUGAGGACAAAUUUUGAGAUUUUGCACAUUAAAGUAAAAAUUAUUCAGUGUUCUCCCCUCCCACAGCUGAUUUCCCUUAAAAUCUUCUCACUGCUGCCUGAAAUAAUUAAAAUUCAGAGUAUAAAAGCAUCAGAGGAGCUACAGAAAGUAAAAAACCUUAAAUGUGCUGACAACCAAGCAGCAAAAUUGAUUUAAUUCCCACCCAAAAAUCCACCCCAAAAAAUACAAGAAU
Ficedula albicollis (Collared flycatcher) is the source of this 2548-nucleotide messenger RNA. It is a transcript of the gene INTS11, whose product is annotated as cleavage and polyadenylation specific factor 3-like. Gene Ontology annotation, cellular component: nucleus. The record is from RefSeq and is a predicted model, not a curated record. Gene Ontology annotation, biological process: snRNA processing. The transcript is spliced from 16 exons. NCBI's taxonomy places the organism in Eukaryota, Metazoa, Chordata, Aves, Passeriformes, Muscicapidae. Bases 178 to 2127 code for a protein of 649 amino acids.